Molecule: messenger RNA, 4127 nt
Organism: Sorghum bicolor (sorghum)
Lineage: Eukaryota; Viridiplantae; Streptophyta; Magnoliopsida; Poales; Poaceae
Exons: 14
Coding region: 916-3717 (933 amino acids)
Biological process (GO): carbohydrate metabolic process
Source: RefSeq, a predicted model, not a curated record
GAUACAAUGCUGAUAGGGCGAAGCUGUCCUUGUUGUGAUUGUAGUGCAGAUAAUGAUAUGCAAUGGUCCACUGAACACACUGAGAUUAAAUGAUGGAAAUGUAUCAUGUGCUGUACAUUUUGAUUUCAGAUCACCACAGUACUUCCGUUUUGCUGAAAAACCAUGGCUGAAAGUACUGUUUGUUGAUUUGCUGUGAGAGAAAAACAUUGUUGAAUAGCUGGCUGAUUUAGCUAAUAAGCUCAAGUGAACUGCAGCUUUAUGCUUGCACACUCCCAGGGCUAUGUGAAAGGUUUUGGAGCUUUGCAGAUGUCAGCUGCCAGAUAUUUGAGCUCCCAGGGCUAUUUCCACAUGCAAAGCAUAGUGUAAGCUAUUGUCUACUUAGUCACUUGCCUUCUAGGCAGUAUAUCCAUAGCAAACACAGAACAAAGCUUCUUCUAUCAUGAAGCAGUUCAAACAUCCAUGCAACAGUCAACAUUUCUAAAGAGGAGCGAUAGAGGCUCAGUGGACGGGCCUGGGCACUGGUUCAAGCUCGACACGCAGACGAGAUGACAAAGGAGGGAGUUCUGCCACCAAGGUUCCGAGGACGAGCUGAUCGGGCGGCGCGGCGGUUGCGGAGGAGCGAGGGCAGUGGGCACGACGAGCUCGGGAAACGUGGCGACUAUGCUGGGUGCGCGUGCGCCCAAACCCAGCCGGAUCCAAGGUUUAUCCAUCUGGCCGUUUCUUCCACCAUGCAGAGCUGCAGCAGACCCCGCGCACACUCCCGAGUUCGUCUCCCUUGACGCUUAUCGACCCCCGUCUUCUGACACUUGACUCACUCGCCAGUCGCCACCUUCGCCGGCGGCCUAUAUAUAUAUAUGCGCGCGUUCCUCGGAGUUGUUGUUGUUGGAUCAUCAUCCCUCAAACGAACUCGAACCGAUGGCUCGAGCUCGGCCGGCAUUAGCCAUGGUGUCGACGGCGGCGGCUCUGCUGCUGCUGCUGCUGUGCGCGGCGGCGUUCGUGGAGCGCGGCGCGGCGCUGCAACUGUGCACGGACCGCCUCUUCAACAACACGCAGGGGCGGCACAACGACGGCCUGCCGCACCUCACCCCGACGGAGGAGGCCACGUGGAUGGCGCUCCUCCCGCGCAGGCUCCGCGGCGGUGGUGGUGGCGGCGCCCGGGCCCGGGCCGAGUUCGACUGGCUGGCGCUCUACCGCAGCCUCACGCGCGGCGGUGGCCCGGACGACGACGCCGACGCCGGCAAGCCGGGCCCGGGGGAGCUGCUGACGCCGGCGUCCCUGCACGACGUCCGCCUCCACGGCGACGACGACGACGACGACCGCGUCCUCACCGGCUCGUCCUCCUCCUCCGCCGCCAUGUACUGGCAGGCGCAGCAGACCAACCUCGAGUACCUGCUCUACCUCGACCCGGACCGCCUCACCUGGACCUUCCGCCGGCAGGCUGGCCUGCCCACCGUCGGGGACCCCUACGGCGGCUGGGAGGCGCCCGGCGGCCAGCUCCGUGGCCAUUUCACAGGGCACUACCUGAGCGCGAGCGCGCACAUGUGGGCGGCCACGCACAACAGCACCCUCAGGGAGAGGAUGACGAGGGUGGUGGACAUUCUCUACGACUGCCAGAAGAAGAUGGGCACGGGAUACCUGGCGGCGUAUCCCGAGACCAUGUUCGACUUGUACGAGCAGCUGGACGAGGCAUGGUCGCCAUACUACACCAUCCACAAGAUCAUGCAGGGACUUCUUGAUCAGUAUAUGUUGGCCAGUAACAAGAAAGGUCUGGACGUGGUGGUGUGGAUGACUGACUACUUCAGCAACCGUGUGAAGAAUCUGAUACAGAAGUACACUAUUCAGAGACAUUGGGAGGCAAUGAACGAGGAGACCGGUGGAUUCAACGACGUCAUGUAUCAGCUGUAUACUAUAACGAAAAACCAGAAACAUCUGACAAUGGCUCAUCUUUUCGACAAACCAUGCUUCCUUGGACCACUUGGUCUUCAUAAAGAUGACAUAUCAGGCUUGCAUGUAAAUACGCAUCUCCCUGUCAUCAUUGGUACACAGAAGAGAUAUGAGGUUGUUGGUGAUCAUCUUUACAAGGACAUCUCAACUUACUUGUUUGAUGUGGUGAAUUCUUCCCAUACAUUCGCAACUGGAGGUACAUCUACCAUGGAACACUGGCAUGACCCAAAGCGUCUGGUGGACGAAAUCAAAAUCAGCUCGAAUGAGGAAACCUGCGCCACCUACAACUUCCUCAAGGUGUCACGGAACCUGUUCCGGUGGACAAAGGAGGCCAAGUACGCAGACCACUACGAGAGGCUGCUCAUCAACGGGAUCAUGGGCAACCAGAGGGGAACACAGCCUGGUGUCAUGCUCUACUUUCUUCCCAUGGGGCCUGGGCGAUCGAAGAGUGUCAGUGGCCUUUCCCCCUCUGGCCUUCCGCCGAAGAAUCCAGGGGGAUGGGGAGGUCCGAACGACACGUUUUGGUGCUGCUAUGGCACUGGGAUAGAAUCAUUCUCAAAGCUAGGUGAUUCCAUAUAUUUCCUGGAGGAGGGUGAAGCACCAGGGCUCUACAUCAUCCAGUACAUACCGAGCACCUUCGAUUGGAAAGCCACAGGCCUCACUGUCAAUCAGCAGGCCAAACCCCUGUUAUCAACAGACCCCUUUUUCAAAGUUUCGCUCACCUUUUCUGCAAAGGGAGAUGCCCAACUAGCAAAGGUUAGUGUCAGGAUCCCGUCAUGGACAUCAACUGAUGGCACAACGGCAACUCUGAAUGGCCAGAAGCUCAACCUGACAUCCACUGGCAACUCGACUAAUGGUGGUUUCCUGACGGUGACCAAGCUCUGGGCCGAAGAUACCUUGACCCUCCAAUUUCCCAUUACCCUUAGGACUGAGGCAAUCAAAGAUGACCGGCCGGAGUACGCGUCCAUCCAAGCGGUGCUGUUCGGGCCGCAUCUCCUCGCCGGCCUGACACACGGCAAGCUGCCAGUGACCGACAGCAACCACUCCAACGACGGCCUGACCCCGAGCAUCUGGGAAGUGAACGCCACAAGCGCCACCGCCGUCACCGACUGGGUCACUCCGCUCCCCUCCGAGACGCUCAACUCACAGCUCGUCACCCUGACGCAGACCGCCGGCGGACGGACCCUCGUCCUGUCGGUGUCGAUCGCCGACGCGAAGCUGGAGAUGCAGGAGCAGCCGGCCCCCGGGACCGACGCGUGCGUGCACGCCACGUUCCGCGUCUACGGCCAGGCGGGCAGCAGCAGCAGCGAGUCGCUGCUGCCGAUGCAAGGGCCGAACGUGACGAUCGAGCCGUUCGACAGGCCGGGCAUGGCGGUCACCAACGGCCUCCUCGCCGUCGGCCGCCCUGCUGGAGGCCGCGACACGCUCUUCAACGCCGUGCCGGGGCUGGACGGCGCGCCGGGCUCCGUGUCCCUGGAGCUCGCCACCAGGCCGGGGUGUUUCGUGGCGACGGCCCCCGCAGCGGGCGCGAACGCCGCCACGCAAGUCGUCUGCCGGGGCAACAAGAACAAUGGCGGCAGCGCGAGCGGCGACGGCGCGGCGCUCCGGCGCGCGGCGAGCUUUGUCCGCGCCGCGCCGCUGAGGCGGUACAACCCGCUGAGCUUCGCGGCGCGCGGGACGGCGCGGAACUUCCUGCUGGAGCCGCUGCGGAGCCUGCAGGACGAGUUCUAUACCGUCUACUUCAGCCUCGUCGUCUCCGACGCCGGGAGCUGAUUGAUCGGUGUGCACGUGAGCCAACUGGAGGACUGGAUACUGAUCACGCUAGUUUCGCUGUACCAUUGACGCACUGUAUCCCCUAUGAACAAUGAGCAAUGAGCAAUGUGGAGUAAAAGGGAUAAUAUUGGCGCCAAAUGCCAUAGCCCAUCGAUGCUCGUGUUCCAUACUUGCAUGAUGGAGUUGAGCUUCCUCGUGGCGUUCAGGGGCCUUUUUUAGAACUCGAGAAUCCUACACGAACACAGGAUAGUGGUUGAUUUGCCAGAGACACGGGAAACUGGAACUGGAUCAAAUCAUUGGGAAAAGUCCAGGUCCCAGCGCAUGACACACUGUACGGCCGCUUUCCUCUUUUCAGCAUUGUUGGACGUCACGUGGAAAAAGGAGUACUUGAAAGUGAUUCUGGCAAUUUA